AUGGCUUCUCUAGACAGCGACGUCACUAUGGUUCCCGCUGGCGAGGGAUCCUCCGGCGCCGGGCCUUCGUCCGGUAAUCCUGCUCCGCCGUCAUCAGCCAAGAAAGCCAAGCGAUUCGAGAUCAAAAAAUGGAAUGCCGUUGCGCUCUGGGCUUGGGAUAUUGUGGUGGAUAAUUGUGCAAUUUGCAGGAACCACAUUAUGGAUCUCUGUAUCGAAUGUCAGGCUAAUCAAGCUAGUGCUACGAGCGAGGAGUGCACUGUUGCUUGGGGUGUUUGCAAUCAUGCAUUUCACUUCCAUUGCAUUAGUCGAUGGUUGAAGACUCGUCAAGUUUGCCCUCUGGAUAACAGCGAGUGGGAAUUUCAGAAGUACGGUCAUUAG
Molecule: messenger RNA, 378 nt
Organism: Fraxinus pennsylvanica
Lineage: Eukaryota; Viridiplantae; Streptophyta; Magnoliopsida; Lamiales; Oleaceae
Source: the annotation of a GenBank genome assembly